AUGGAUAUGCCAGUUAAUGUACCAAUUGAUGAUCCCAAUGCCGAUACAGAGUGGAAUGAUAUACUCCGCCAACAUGGAAUUAUACCUGAAAAGCCGCCGUCCCCCACGCCGAUUAUAGAAGAAGCUAUCUUAGAAGCUCGUAAAAGAGAACAUGAGAACCGACUUGAGGAUAAAGAUUUAGACGAGCUGGCUGCGCUAGAAGAUGAAGAAGAUGAUGAGUUUCUUGAAAUCUAUCGUAAAAAGCGUCUUGAAGAACUUUCAAGGUUGCAGAAAGCAAGUGUUCAUAACCAAGUCUAUCCCCUUCAGAAACCCGACUACUCUAGAGAAGUCACCGAGGCGUCGUCUAAAUGCUUUGUCCUCGUGAACCUGACCUCGUCGAUGGGCACAAACGUUGAAUCCCGGGUUCUAAGUGAUAUAUGGCGACAGCUUGCGGAAAAAUAUGGAGAUAUUAAAUUCUGUGAGAUUCGCGCAAAUCUGUGCAUUGAAGGUUAUCCGGAGAAAAACACUCCCACCAUUUUGGUCUAUAAGGACGGGGAUAUUAAAAGGCAAAUCGUUACUCUUAGAGAACUCAAUGGACCACGGACGAGAGUCGAAGAUCUUGAGAAGGUCCUUGUCUCCUUAGGGGCACUUCAAGAAAAUGAUAGCCGCCUCAGAAAGAAAUCUGAUACUCCGCCGAAAAGUGAUAGUGAUGAGCAGUAUCUUGAUGAUUGGGACUGA
Messenger RNA from Uncinocarpus reesii 1704, 717 nucleotides. RefSeq lists its product as uncharacterized. Lineage: Eukaryota; Fungi; Ascomycota; Eurotiomycetes; Onygenales; Onygenaceae. Gene Ontology annotation, cellular component: cytoplasm. The transcript has 4 exons. Gene Ontology annotation, biological process: protein folding. The record is from RefSeq and is a predicted model, not a curated record. Bases 1 to 717 code for a protein of 238 amino acids.